Molecule: messenger RNA, 4731 nt
Organism: Effrenium voratum
Lineage: Eukaryota; Dinophyceae; Suessiales; Symbiodiniaceae
Source: the annotation of a GenBank genome assembly
AUGUGGUACUAUGAGAACAACAUUGUCGGCACCCUCAAUAUCCUGAAGUCCAUGGAAAAGCACGGCUGCAAGGCUGGGAAGAUGUCGGAGGUUGACGCGGACGUGCAAGGCUCAGGGGCGAGCGAGGUGGCGGCGGCCCUGCGGCAGCUGAAGACGGGGAACUUCAACUCUGGGCAGCAAGCGGGGCCCCAGCCCAACUUCCAGCGGCCGCGGCCGCCACCGUUAUGGGAGCCCAACAAGGCCCCACGGCUUGGUCCCGGGCCGCAGAUGCCUGGGCCUGGCGGGCCAAGACCUCACCAGCCACCUGUAGGCCAGAUGCCUCUCAACCUGGGGAGGCCACCUGCGCCAGGCAUCGGAGCCCCGCUGCCCCCUGGUGGCCUCGCUGCGCUGCGGCCAGACACGGGGCCAGUGCCAGGUGUCCCUGGACAGCUGGCGAUGCCAGCAUUGCCGGGGUACCCAACAUCGGCGCCUUCGGCUCCAACCGUCGGGGCGUCGGCACCGGGCGGCUUUGUGACAGGUGCAGGGGCAAGCAUCGGCAGCUCGGCGCCGGCCGCGGCCACGGCGCCAGGCUCUGCUGCUGCAGCAAUUGCAGCAGCUGCAGCUGCAGCCACUGCGGCCAACAAGCUGACGGAGGUGCUGGAGAUUCCACAGAGCGCAGUUGGAACACUCAUCGGCAAGAAUGCGUCGACCAUCAACGCCCUAAAGACAUACUCAAAGGCCCACUGCUUCGUUGAGCAGCACACCCCCACAGAGGAGAAGGCGAAGGUCACCAUCAUUGGCUCCCUUGCAGAGGUCGACGUUUGCAAGAAGGUGGUGCUGGGCAUCGUGGAUGGAUCUCUCAGCCCACAGGUUUUGAUCCAGCUGGCCGCCCAAGCGGCUCAAGCCCAAGCGCAGGCGCCCCCCGCCCUGACCUUGCCCGGAGCCACCGCGCCCGCGCUGGCCCUGCCUCCGGGGCUGAACCUGGGAGCAGGCCUCGCCGGCCUCAGUCUUCCAGGUGGCACUGGGCCCCCGCUGGGCACCCCGAGCCCUUUGGCGAGCCUGACCGCGCCGCAGAGCCUACCUGCUCUGGCCGGCCUGGACACCAGUGCGGCAGCUCACGCUGCAGCACUGCAGGGCACCGAUCUCAAUGAGUACUACGCACGGUGGUGGUCUCAAUACGGAGCAGUCGCCCAGAAGGGAGGCGAUGAGGCAGCAGCGGCAGCCCAGGAGGCCCCCAAAGCGGCGGCAUUCGACAAGGAUGCGCUGAAACGACUGGCCGAGCAGGCGGCAAAGAAUGCUGAAGUGGAGGAGCAGGAAGCUCAACAAAAGGAAGCGCACGACAAGGCAGCACAAGAGGUGGCAGCGGUUCAAGCCGUCGUGGCGCAGCAAGCUGCGCAGGCAGCACAAGAGGCGGCCCAGGCCAAGGCAGCCCAGGCAGCGCAGGCAGCCCAAGCGGCGCAGCAAGUGCAGCAACAGCAGGCGCAGCAAGCAGCAGCCGCCCAGGCGCAGGCCAAGGCACAGGCGGCGCAGGCCCAGGCAGCGCAGGCGGCCCAGGCAGCACAAGCGGCACAGGCAGCGCAAGCGGCGCAGGCAGCGCAGGCGGCACAGAUCGCCCAAGCACAGCAGGCGCAGCAAGCACAGCUGCCGCCAGGGAUGCAUGUUCCUGGCAUGGGGGUGCCGGGCGUGUCGCCGCCCCCUCCUCCACCGCCUGCGGGCACCGCGGCCGCGCCGCCGGCCUUCGACUUGGAGGUUCUGAAGCGUCUGGCCGCCGGCCAAGCGGCCCCGCUGGCGCAUACCAUGCCCGAGCCGAUGCAGCCGAUGCCGAUGCAACCGAUGCAGCCGAUGCAACCCAUGCAGCCCAUGCAGCCGAUGCAGCCGAUGCAGGUGCCCAAGGCGACGCCCAAGGCCAUGGGCUUCUCCGGGUUCACCCUGCAGUCGGCCGCGCCCGCCCAGCGGGACAACGACUCGGUGCAGAAGAUGCUCGCCAGGUUGCAGGGCAACGUGCAGGGGGCCAAGCAGGCCUUGUCGGCCACCGGAACGGGCUCUGGCCCCACGCCCAGCUUCCAGCUGCCCUUCGUCCAGCCGUCGAAGGGCGGAGCGGCCUUGAGCGGCCUGGCGGAUGCGGACUGGGAGCCCUUGCAAGAGAGCAUCCGCACGGCGACCAGCAGAUCCGAGAUCGAGGAGGUCAGCCGGGAGUUCCUCAAGAAGUUCGCCCAGCUCAGCGUCGAGCAGAUCGCAGAGCUCGUCAAGCUCAUGGAAGCAAAGGCGGCGUCGUAUCCCAAGGACUUCUACACCGAGCUGGGCUCCAUGCUGGGGCACAAGCUGAAGUCCGCCACCUCGCCGCAGUUGGCGAUUGCCAUGAGCGCCUUCCUCUACUGGGCUCCCGAGGGCCGGCAGCGCUUCAUCGACUGCAGCAGGGACUUCCUGGCGGUGGCCGCCGCAGAGGUGCCUACAAGGCUCAUGGAGCUGGCGCCCCAUGAGCUGAACUGCUGCCUGGCGGGCCUGGUGUCGUUGGGCUGCACGGACCACAAGUUCUUCGUGGCCGUGGGCAAGUCCGCCCAGGCGAGGCACAAGACCUUCGGACCCAAGGAGCUCACUUCGCUGCUGGCCAUCCUCUCAGAGGUGCGGCUGGUGCACGUGGACCUCUUCACCUCCGCGGCCCAGUUUAUCUCCACGCGGGUGCGGGAGCUGCGGCCACAGGAGCUGCUGCGUUGCGUGCGCUCGCUGGCACGGUGCGGGGUGAAGAACGAGGCCUUCUGCCAGGCCGUGGCGGAGGAUGUGCUGGGCCGCUGGGCCAAGAGCAACUCGGGGUUCCGCUGCGAGGACCUGGUGGAGAUCUGCUGGACCUUUGCGCUGCUGGAAGCCUAUCACCACGAGCUGCUGCAGCUCAUGUUCCAGGUGCUGCGGGAGACGCAGAAGGUCCCAGCGGACGCAUUGUGCCAGCUCUAUGAGCUCCACCUGUCUCUGGAGGCAGAGCACAAGGAGCGCUACGCCCCCCUGCGGAUAGAAGACAAGGCCGUGAGUGCCUUGCUGGAGCACUACAAGGAGAACCGCCGGGAUUGCCGCCGGUGCUCUGAGAAGGUGCGGGCAGAUAUCUCCGCGGCGGUGAAGGGGCUUUUAGAGGGCCACGCCUGGCGCCCAGAGAUACUGAGCCUGGCUCAAGAUGACCGUGCCUUGCACUGGCUUCACAUGGCGGCUUCCAGUUUGAGCCAUUUGCUGCAAGUCGAGCUGGUAGUGAAGUUGCUGUCCAAAACCGCCUCGCGGGAGGUGGAGGUCCAGGACCGGGUAGUCAGAGGCCUAGGCGUGGUGGCGGCCGGCCUUGACUUCCCGGCGCCUGUGCUGCGGGAGGCCUUGGCCACGUGGCGAAGUCGUAGCGCGCCGGACGCGCCAAAGGGGCCGACGGGGCUGAAGGUGGGCGCUUCCGCGCCGAAAAAGGCCAAGCCGGGCAAGCGCAAGGCGGACGCGAAGGCGGAGGCAGGCAAAAAGAACCCGCGGCUGGCGAAAAGCGCCAACCCGCAGAAAGCAACGCCUUCCCCCGAGCUGACCACGCUCAGCGUCCAAGCGCUGAAGGCUCGGCUGGAGGCGCACGGCUUGGAUGCCCAGUGCCUGGAGAAGGCCGAGCUGCGGGCCGUGUGGGAGAACUUCGACAAGUGCCGCAAGCGGCCCUUGCCCGAGCUGCAGGCGCGCUGCGAGCUCGAGGGCCAACGCUUUGCGACCGUGGAGGAGUGCGCGAGAUAUUUGACACGGCCACGAGGCGCUCGGCCCGCGGCCGCGCCCUCUGCGCCUCCGGCACCCGCUGCACCUCAGGAUGCCAAGCGUGAAGCAGGCCGCAUUAUGCUGCUGCGGAGGGACUCCUUCCCAAGCCCGAUGUCUUGGGGCUUUGCAGUCCUGGGGCUUCCCCCUGCCACCAAGGAGGUGCCCGCGGUGCAGAGUGCCUACCGCUGCCUCAUGCGGAAGCUGCACCCAGACCGGCUGCGGGGGUCGGAAGGCGAGAAGGAGGCGGCAAACUCCGCUGUGGAGAAGGUGCGGGAGGCCAAGGAGGCCUGCGAGCGCGGGCUGUCGCGGCAGCAGGCGCCGCCGCCGCCGCGGCAGCUGCGCUCGGAGGCGCUCUGCGGGGACCGCGGCAGGCGGCGCUUCCGCCUCGCCUGGCAGCCGCCGGUGGAGCGCGAGGCGCAGCCCGUGCGGAGGUAUGUCGUGGCGGCCUUCGACCCGGCCUACGGGAAGGCGCUGACGGUCACCGUGCUGGAGCCGGACUACAGCCAGGAGCUGCGAAGCUUCGUGGGCAUCGAGCACUUGACCUCCUACGUGGUUUCGGAGGAGGAGUUGCAAAAGAUGCCCAAGAUUUGGACGCAGAAGACGCUUCAGGUGCAGGUGGCCGCCGCCAAUGAGGCCGGGCAGUCGCGCUGGGCCACGCUGCAGAUCCCCCUCGCCGGGCCCGGCGCGGGGGCCGCCGGGCCACCCGCAGCGCCGCCGGCGGUUCCGGCGGCGGAUCCGGCGCCGGCGGCUCCGGCGGAAAGCGCCGGACCGGGGCGCGCGGCCGGGGUGCGAAAGGAGCUGGAUCCCUCCCAGCUGAAGCGCUUCGACGAAGACCUGCGGAAGCUCCGGGGCUCGGCGCCCUUGAGAGGCUUGAUGGAGCCGCUGAACAAGCGGCUGCUGCAGGAGUGGCUGCGCUCCAAGAACUGGUCCGCGCUGGGAUCGAAGCAUGACCUGGUGGAGAGGAUCAUCUUCAUCCGCGAGGCGAUGGUGGACUGA